Prunus armeniaca (apricot) is the source of this 432-nucleotide messenger RNA. The record is from the annotation of a GenBank genome assembly. NCBI's taxonomy places the organism in Eukaryota, Viridiplantae, Streptophyta, Magnoliopsida, Rosales, Rosaceae.
AUGGCUACGUGGAUUUGUGUUUCGGCAAUCCAUUUGGAGUGCUUUGAUGUGUGGGCAUUGAAGCGAAUUGGCAACUUGCUAGGUAAACUGUUAAAGAUUGAUGCUCUAACCACAUCUCAUAAUAGGGGCCAGUUUGCAAGGAUGUGUGUUGAACUGGAUCUUACAAAGCCGCUUGAAGCUUUUGUCCAGAUUAAUCAGGAAUGGUAUAAUAUUGAGUACAAGGGCCUACUUGAUAUUUGUUAUUUGUGUGGGAGGUAUGGUCACAAGAGAGAGCAUUGUGAGAAGAGGAAUUUUGUUCCUGCUACUGUGCCUGGGGAGGGACAAAGUUCAGUUGCUGAAGAUGUUUUGGGAGGCGAUGUUGCUAUGAAUUGUGAAGACCUUUUGGAAAACUUACGAGGCCCUUGGAUGAAUGUUCCAGCAAGGAGAAUGUAA